Messenger RNA from Sciurus carolinensis (gray squirrel), 2326 nucleotides. RefSeq names its product WT1 associated protein (gene Wtap). Lineage: Eukaryota; Metazoa; Chordata; Mammalia; Rodentia; Sciuridae. Gene Ontology annotation, cellular component: nucleus. Bases 469 to 1659 code for a protein of 396 amino acids. Gene Ontology annotation, biological process: regulation of alternative mRNA splicing, via spliceosome. The transcript has 8 exons. The record is from RefSeq and is a predicted model, not a curated record.
ACCCCGCUGCCCGCCCACGCCGGCUUCCGCGGUUGCCCCGCUCCGCCACGCGGAAGCAUCGUCUCACCACGCGCGCGAAGAACGGCCAAUCACGCGCCGCCUUCGCCAGAUCCCUCCGCUCGAGGCCGCGCCGCAGCCGCAGGUGGCCCGGGCGAGCGCGUCCACCGGAGGCCGCCGUCCCGUGAUGCCUCGCGGCUGACCUCCGACCUUGCCGGCCCGCCCCGCGCUUCGGCCGCUUCCCUCCCCGCCCCCACGGCGCUGCUGAGCCCCGGCGGCCGCGGGGCGCGCGCCGGACUCCGGGAAGGGCCGGGCGUGGCGCCGGGGUGCAGCUGCUCCAUUACGGCUGGAGGCCCCGCUCGGGCCGGGCGGACGGCCGGCCUCCCCUCGCCUUUCCUGCCCCGGCGGGGCCCCGCCGCGGGCGGGCGGGCGGCUGCGGCCGCGGCCGGGAGGCGACUCCUGGGAUUCAAGAUGACCAACGAAGAACCUCUUCCAAAAAAGGUUCGACUCAGUGAAACAGACUUCAAAGUUAUGGCACGAGAUGAGUUAAUUCUAAGAUGGAAACAGUAUGAAGCUUAUGUUCAAGCUUUGGAGGGCAAGUACACAGAUCUUAACUCAAAUGAUGUAACAGGCUUAAGGGAGUCUGAAGAAAAACUAAAGCAACAGCAGCAGGAGUCUGCACGCAGGGAAAACAUCCUUGUAAUGCGACUAGCGACCAAGGAACAAGAGAUGCAAGAGUGUACUACUCAAAUUCAGUACCUCAAGCAAGUCCAGCAGCCGAGUGUCGCCCAACUGAGAUCAACAAUGGUAGACCCAGCGAUCAACUUGUUUUUCCUAAAAAUGAAAGGCGAACUGGAACAGACUAAAGACAAACUGGAACAAGCCCAAAAUGAACUGAGUGCCUGGAAGUUUACGCCUGAUAGCCAAACAGGCAAAAAGUUAAUGGCGAAGUGUCGAAUGCUUAUCCAGGAAAACCAAGAGCUUGGAAGGCAACUGUCCCAGGGUCGUAUUGCACAGCUUGAAGCAGAGUUGGCUUUACAGAAGAAAUAUAGUGAGGAACUUAAAAGCAGUCAGGAUGAACUGAAUGACUUCAUCAUUCAACUUGACGAAGAAGUAGAAGGUAUGCAGAGUACCAUUCUAGUUCUUCAGCAGCAACUGAAGGAGACACGCCAGCAGUUGGCCCAGUACCAGCAGCAGCAGUCUCAAACCUCAGCCCCAAGUACCAGCAGGACUACAUCUUCUGAACCUGUAGAACAGGCAGAGACCACAAGUAAAGACUGCAGUCGUCUGGCAAACGGACCAAGCAAUGGCAGCUCCUCCCGUCAGAGGACGUCUGGGUCUGGAUUUCACAGGGAGGGGAACACAACAGAGGAUGACUUUCCUUCUUCUCCAGGGAACGGUAAUAAGGCCUCCAACAGCUCAGAGGAGAGAACUGGCAGAGGAGGUAGUAGUUACGUAAACCAACUCAGUGCGGGGUAUGAAAGUGUAGACUCUCCCACGGGCAGUGAAAAUUCUCUCACACACCAUUCAAAUGACACAGACUCCAAUCAUGACCCUCAAGAGGAGAAAGCAGUGAGUGGGAAAGGUAACCGAACUGUGGGUUCCCGCCACGUCCAGAAUGGCUUGGACUCAAGUGUAAAUGUGCAGGGUUCAGUUUUGUAAUAUUUUUCCAGCAAAUUUUUAUACAGUGUCAUUUAAUUUGGGAGAGGAUACUGUCCAGAAAAUUGAUGCAUACUUUGUCACAACUUGCCUUUUUAUGGGUGUGUUUUUGUUUUGUUUGAUCCCCCCCCCCCCUUUUUUUUCUUGCUUCAAUACCUCUGCCACUUUGGAAAUUGUAACAGUUAAUUACUUUGAAUGUUGCUAAAAGGACAUUUUGUGUAGGGUCAAGUUAUUUUUAUAUGAGUUAAUGUGAAGUUGUAAAUGGAAAUCUUAAAGUAUAACACAAUGAUGUCUGUAUAAAUCUGUGUCUCUAGAACCCGUGCUGUGUAAGGGCAUUCUUCCUCAUGCUGUUAUAUACUUCUGCACCAUUCAAACUUGUUAGAGUAGAUGUGGGUUUAUGACUGCCAAGUUUGCCCAGUACCGUAGAUUUUAUCACUAAAAGUUGAACUUGUUGAUGGAAUCCUAUAGUAGUUUCAGUGUUAGAUACAGUUUUUUCCACCAUACAUCUGUGCAUUUUCUCUUUAGGUGACUGAAUGUUUAAGAUAUUUGUGUGCAUAGUUAACUCAAUUUUUAUGAACUGUUGUAUCCUGUUAAUGCAUAUUGCUCUGUGACUCCAGUAUAUCUUACCUGUACUGACCAAACCUAAAUAAAGAUUUUUAUUGUAACUCUU